GGAGCCAGCACACGUGACUGUAGAGGCGGGGGAGUAGCCCUGGCAACCAAUGGAGAAGCGCCGCCUCUGGCCAGCCAAUCAGGAGCCUGGCUGCUGGGAUGCCCUGCUCCGUAGCGGACAACCUCGGCAGGUUGCGGACUAGCAGCUCUCCUUGCGCCAACAUGCCGUUCAUUGAGCUGGACACGAACUUGCCCGCAGGCCGCUUGCCCGCGGGGCUGGACAAACGGCUCUGCGCAGCCGCCGCGGCCAUCCUUGGGCAAUCCCGAAGACGCAUGACCCUGACCUGGCUGACCUCCACGGACCCUGGGCGCUCGGACCCCAACGUCGAGGCUCUCAGAUGGCGGCUGCCUGACGCCAGCCCCGCCUGGCCAGCUUCAGGAUUUAAC
Messenger RNA from Nannospalax galili (Upper Galilee mountains blind mole rat), 386 nucleotides. RefSeq names its product D-dopachrome decarboxylase-like. The record is from RefSeq and is a predicted model, not a curated record. The annotation marks the transcript as partial. Lineage: Eukaryota; Metazoa; Chordata; Mammalia; Rodentia; Spalacidae. The transcript is spliced from 2 exons.